GAAAAAAGGUAGGGAUAGGUCACGUCCCAAAAUGGAUCCGUUUCGUGAACAAAAACCACCCGAAAAUGCUCCAAAAUAAGGCGGAGUCGCGGGUGAACUGCUGAAGUGUACCUGCACCUCCCCAGUCCUCUGCUCGACUUCCACGCUCGGAAAGCCCUAGUUCCAAAUCCUGAGCUGCACGAGUCGCCAAUCGAUCGAUGAGAGCUGAAGUUUGGAUUCGAAUGCGUCGUCUGUCGCCCUAACGAGCCCGCAGAAACACCAAUUUUGGAGAUUACCAUGGACGCCAAGGACAUUCUUGGGUUGCCGAAGACUUCUUUGCCUAUAACUCAGGAGAAGAAGUCUAGACCUCAGAAGGAGUCUCAGAGAAAACCGGAUGGAAUCUCUCGAGAGGUUUACGCGCUUACAGGUGGUUUGGCGCCUCUUAUGCCAGCGAUAGACGUUUCACAGUUGAAGCGGCGGCCGCACCUGGAGGAGAAGAUCACCUGGCAGUGGCUUCCUUUUACAAGUUCUGCUCGAACUGAUAAUUUGCAACUUUAUCACUGGGUCAGAGUUGUAAAUGGUGUUCCACCAACAGGUGACUAUUCAUUUGCCAAGUAUAACAAGUCUGUUGACAUCGUCAAAUACUCGGAUGAGGAGUAUGAGAAAUAUUUGACUGAUUCUACGUGGACCAAAGAAGAGACAGAUCAAUUGUUUGACUUGUGCAAGCAGUUUGAUCUCCGCUUCAUUGUGAUAGCAGAUAGAUUUCCAUCGUCUCGAACCGUGGAGGAGUUGAAGGAUCGAUAUUAUAGUGUAUCUCGAGCUAUUAUAACUGCCAGAGCGUCGUCUCCAGGUGAUGUUUCUACGCACCCACUUGUUAAGGAACCAUACAAUGUUAAACAAGAGAUUGAGCGCAAGCGUGCAUUGUCCAUGGUCCUCUCUCAAACAAAGCAGCAAGAGAGAAAAGAUGCUGAGGUUCUAGCUGAAGCAAAAAGAAUAACUGAGUCACGCAUGGUUACAAAAGAUGCCGAAGAGCCCGAGUUGCAUGUCACAUCAAAUACUUGUCCAGAAAGUACCGAGAGAACUACUGCACCUGUUGAUAAUGUGUCACCUUCUUCAAAUGUUCAGCUUCCUUCUGCAAAUGUUGCACCUCCAACGGCAGUGGCAGAUAAUGCCUCCACUCUAGCUUCACUCCGCAUGCUUCGCAUGUACUUGAGAACGUAUGCACUUGAGCAAAUGGUGCAAGCUGCAAGCUCCACUGCUGGCCUUCGGACAAUCAAAAGGGUUGAGCAAACAUUGCAAGAUCUUGGGGUUAAUUUAAAGCCAAAGGUUCCAACAAAAGCAGUUUGUGCUGAGCAUCUUGAGUUAAGAAAAGAAAUAUUGACGCUGCUGAACCUUCAGAAACAGGUGCAAUAUAAGGAGGCUGAAAGCUCAUCUCUUCGUGAUGGUUCAUAUGCUGAAACCCCAAGCACACCCAAGCGUUUGCACCGAGGUGGGGAGCAGGACCGGACAUUCAUUCCAGACACCGCAAAUUUUGGAGGGGAAAGAGUUGGUAAAAGGGACCAGAAACGUAAGGCUCCUGGAAGGUUAUCAGAAACACCAUCAUCACCUGCUCAGUCUAAAAGGGCUCGAAAGUUGAAAGCUACAGAUGCAUAAUACAUUAGCAGUGCCAUGUAUUCAGGCUUUGCAAAUGCCUCUAUGCUGGGCUUGAUUGGGAAACAAGAUUUGGGUGGAAAUGCCCUAAGAGCCUGGUGGUAUGCUAUGGGAAGCAGAAGCUGAAGUCUCAGUUCGUGUGAGUUUGUGGGUGUGUUCGACCAUUACAGAGAACGAAUGAAGGUCCAUGCUGACAGAAUUUUUCAAUUAAAAGACGCGACAUCAAACAUCAUUGCUUCUGGUUAGAAAAUCAGACACCUUACACAUUGUGCUUUACAUAAUUGUUGUACAAAAUGAAUCUAAAGUUGUGUUCUGAUAGGAGCUGGAAAAUUGCUUUGUAUAAGUGUUUUUUCUUUUUCUUAUUUUUUUGGUAGUUUUUUUGGCAGGUUUGGAUCUAUUUUUUCCAAUGUUGUGUAAAUAUGGUUGGUUGGGAGCAAAAUUCAGUUGGUCUUUUUCCAGAUUAAGGUGCUCAAUUCAUUCUUGUGCAGAAUCGAUCUAAUGGAUGGGGAAAUUAUAGAAUUUGAUUUUUAGUA
Molecule: messenger RNA, 2162 nt
Organism: Malania oleifera
Lineage: Eukaryota; Viridiplantae; Streptophyta; Magnoliopsida; Santalales; Ximeniaceae
Product: SWR1-complex protein 4
Exons: 17
Coding region: 277-1632 (451 amino acids)
Biological process (GO): DNA repair; chromatin remodeling; negative regulation of transcription by RNA polymerase II
Cellular component (GO): Swr1 complex; NuA4 histone acetyltransferase complex; nucleus
Molecular function (GO): transcription corepressor activity
Source: RefSeq, a predicted model, not a curated record